GAGGAGGGUCAAAGUGCACUCUCAAGAUGGCCGCCGUGAAAGAUAUCGUAACUUUGGUCCUCGACAAAGACCACAAAACCACCGUUACCGUCCACUUACACGGCGCUACGGUCCUGGCGUGGAAGACUCAGGGCAAAGAACUCCUGUUCGUCAGCGAGAACGCCGUUUACGACAACAAGAAGGCCAUACGGGGCGGAAUACCGCUGGUUUUCCCCAACUUCGGACCAUGGGAACUUGGCCCCCAGCAUGGAUUUGCAAGAAUCUCGAGGUGGAAGUUGGAAAAGAGGCCCGAAAAAGACGAUUCUGGAGGCAUGGCUGCCGUCUUCACCCUGACAGACAACAAGGACACCAGGAAGAUGUGGGACCACAAGUUCAAGUUGACCUACACGCUGUACUUGACCGAGAAAACCUUCACAACGACUCUGAAGGUGGAUAACACAGGUGGGGAUCCUUUCACCUUCACCACCCUGUUACACACCUACUUCAGGACAGAUGACGUAACCAAGGCGACCGUGUCUGGACUGAAGGGGCUGGAGUAUGCCGACAAGGUACGCGGAGAUGCCAAGUUCACAGAAGACCGUGACCUUGUGACGGUGGCGGAAGAAGUUGACCGGACUUACGCCGGCACCCCCAACAGUCAUGUCAUCACAGGAGUCGUCGGUGGUGGUAAAAUCCUGAUGGAGAAGACCAACCUCCCCGACACGGUGGUCUGGAACCCCUGGGUCGACAAGGCCAAGGCCAUGGGCGACUUUGGAGACAACGAGUAUCCCAGCAUGCUUUGCGUGGAAGCAGGUCACGUGGCCACGCCCCUGUCCCUGGGCGCCGGUCAGUCCUUCACCGGGAGUCAGACUCUCACCUUGCUGGACGAAUAGGGGUUAGCGUUACGCUGUCUUUUGUAAGAUGCCUGUUGGUUGGAGUUAGCUCCGCCCACCAUUCGUAGCUGUCAAUCACCGUUGUAGUAACCAACCAGAGUUGCAUGUGGAAGCUCCACCUACCAGUGGAAGCUGUCAAUUAUGAUAGUAGUAACCAAUCAAUAGCAUUUAGUAGCUGUCAAUCAUUACUAAAGUAGCCAAUCAAACUAAGUUUUGCAAGCUCCACCCACCAUCUGUAGCUGUCAAUCAUUGUGUUGUACCCAAUAAAAAUUUCUGUAUCAAAACAAUAUGAAUACAGAGAAGGAGCAAUCCAUGGAUUAUAGGAGUACUAAAAGAAGUUUAGAUGAUUAGUUCACUGGCUAACAAGAUUUAAUUCAAUUAACUGGUACCUGUAAGCAUGAAUAGGCAGUACUUUUUCUAUGUUCAGUUUGACCAUCAGAAUCUCUUCAUAAUUUUAACUGUCCUGGCUAGAUUUGAACCCAAUUGAAUUGUGGAAGUUUGGUUUGUAAAAAUUGUCACAUCCAGAAAAUUGAGGAAAACUAUAGCUGCAAAUUAUGGUGACUAUGAGAGUUAUGAAAUAUAGAAUUAUCUGUGGUGGGUUUAUCUUACAAAUGGCAGCGUAACGGAAAUGUAGAAUUGGUAAACAGGGACCAACCAUUAAUUCUGAGGGGGUGCGUUAUGAUUGUUUUUAAAUGUUCAACAACAAUAAUUCAAAAUAAUUCACAUUUAAAUAGCCAGGAAAAGACAUAAAAAUGGAAUGGAAAAGUGAAGAAUUAUGUAUGCAGGUGUGCUAUUAAUUUUUUAUUACCCCUAUUUUCCGAAAUGGUUUCUUCCACAAGUUGAUGCACAGGCAGAAAAAAGAUUAUGUUUAUGAGAUUUUUUUCAAUAUUAUAUCACAAGUGAGUAAUCCUAUGAACAUUCAAUAAUAACUGCUGUUGUGCAAUAGUAUGAAAAACGGGACCACAAAGUAAGAAUUCAUCUUUUUAUUUGUUACUAUCAUUUGUCAUAAUUUGUCCUGGAUUUUGGAAUUGAACAGAUAGGUUCACAACUACUAAUAACUCAGAAAGUAAUUUGAAAUAAAAUACAAAAACGACUCCAGGUUCUAUCUUUUUGCAUGUUUAACUCUUCCUUUCUUAUUAUAUCUUUGAGAUGACUUAUCAUGACAA
Branchiostoma belcheri (Belcher's lancelet) is the source of this 2038-nucleotide messenger RNA. Its product is annotated as putative glucose-6-phosphate 1-epimerase. The transcript is spliced from 4 exons. Gene Ontology annotation, biological process: carbohydrate metabolic process. The coding region runs from base 27 to 872 and encodes 281 amino acids. NCBI's taxonomy places the organism in Eukaryota, Metazoa, Chordata, Leptocardii, Amphioxiformes, Branchiostomatidae. The record is from RefSeq and is a predicted model, not a curated record. Gene Ontology annotation, molecular function: isomerase activity; carbohydrate binding.